This is a messenger RNA of Parnassius mnemosyne (clouded apollo), 2706 nucleotides long. The record is from the annotation of a GenBank genome assembly. NCBI's taxonomy places the organism in Eukaryota, Metazoa, Arthropoda, Insecta, Lepidoptera, Papilionidae.
AUGGCAAAUUGUGGGGGAUGGAGCGAAGAGCCAGUCUCAAAGGAGAAGCAGCGCCCUCCAAUUUACAAUCCAGAAGACUACGCUACGUCCCUGAAGAAAUGGGGGAAGAAAAUUGGAGCGGGGAGUCUAUAUGACCUAGAUCCAGGGCAAGAUCCAAAUAAAUCCAGAACAUUGCCUAACCAGAGCAAUAAAGACUUCAGAAAUCCAUGCUUGGGUAUUGGAGAAGAAAUGAGCUUGAGGCAGUUUGGUACGCCCAGCGAACUGUUGAUUAAACUGAGAGCCGAUUUAAGACUUUCUUUUCCAAGUUUCGUGCAAGAGUUCGCUUGUGAGCCGCUAGAUGGCGUCACUUUACUACUGGAAUUGUUACGUAACGUGCAAUUAAGUCAGACAGGAGAAGGUGCUCGGGGUCCUCCAGCUGUGAGGAGAAGGCCGCUAUUGGAUGAAUUGUCUUGUCUGCAAUGUCUAUGGAGCUGUUGCACCAGAUAUUCCGAUUGUGUAAGGAGGUUGGUAGCAUGCUCCAAUGGGGUAUACGCUCUCACUGUGUGCAUAAUGUCAACAGUUAACAAGACAAGAGUGCUUGCGCUACAGCUCCUUACGAAAGGCUGCUACCCACCAGCAAACGGACACAGCAUGAUAUCAGAAGCACUUUCAACACUGCGCCUUCGAUAUGGAGAACCGGUUCGCUUUAGAUUUCUCGUUGGCAUGCUACAAAGUGCUGGAGGCUCUGGAGACUUGCAAGCAGCUGGGCUGGCUUUCAUCAACGCUUUACUAGCUAGUGCUCCCACUCCUCAAAGAAAACUUUACAUACAGGCUGAACUAGAGCAAGCUGGAUUUGAUAUAAUCACCUUAAAAAAGAUAAACACUAAACUACCAAACACAAAUGAAAACGUCGCAAGGGAAAUAGAAAAUUAUGAAAAACAAUUAAUUGAUAUUGACACACUAAGUGAGAAAGCUAAUGAAGCCCAAAAAGAAAAGGACGACCUAAAAUAUAAACUAGAGUUACUUGAGAAACGCGUAAAGAUUCUACAAGAAGAGAAAGGCAUCCUUUUGUCUUUAGAGAAAUGUUUAAAAGAAAAGUGUUGUGAACUACAAGAAGAAGUCACAACACUAAGAUCUGAGAACGGUCAUUCAAGUCGAAAAAAGACGUUUGUAAACAAGAAAAAAAAUUCAAUUCACAACAAUAGAGAUGAGUCAUCACCUCCAGAAGAUGAAGGCAUUAGUUCAUCAGAGCGUUCCCUUAGCCCUGAAGCUGAUCCUCAAAGAGAAUCCAUGGUGUAUGAAGUAUUUAACAUUAAAAACGAAACGUACGAUCUGUUGCGAAAUAAACGACCGCUACAUAAAAAGUUAGAAAGCUCAAAAAAAGCCAACGACCACAAAAAAUCUUCGGAUGACGACGAUGAGACCACAAUAGACGAAGUUAUUCAAGAAUUAAGAAAUAUUGCAAACCAUGCUGAAUCAGAACAGUAUGUUAAAGAUCGAGCUUCAUUCUGUGAUGACAAAUCGUCAAGGUGCAAUGAUUCCUCCGAAAUUAAUGUUUCAGUUCAUGUCAAAGAAUUCCAAAAUCGUAGAAGUGUUGAAAAAGAAGAUUCGAUUACUAGUACAAGACACAGCAUUCAGAUAACUAGCAGUACGGAAUUCUUAAAUGAAAAUGAUGACGAAGAAGAAGCUGAAAUUGUUCCAAGUAAAAUAUUGCCUCAUCCACCGAGAAAAGCAAAAAGCUUAGUUCAUUUGUUUGUCCCACCGGUUGAACAUGGAAUGCUUUACAAUAAACCUCCAAAUUUAUUUGAAGACAACUAUUUUUCAAGUGACGAUGGCUCUGACUCAUUGCUUAGUGCAUCGCGCUGUCAAAAUAUUGUGAACAAAAAAGCCUCCGUUUCAAGCUUCGAUUUUGGUGAAUGUCGAGCAAUAUUUAAUUCAACAGCAGAACAAGACGUAGAAGAUAACAGAAUUAAACGUUCUAGAACACAUUCAAGAGAAGAAUGCAGAAAGACAUCUGUAAAACGAAGUGAAUCAUUUCAGACCUCUGAAAAAAGCUCACGUCAACGUGAAUAUAUUGACAGUAUGUUUUACAAUGAAACACAACCCUCGAUUGUGGAACACACAUCUUUGCAAAGAACAAAUUCAAAGUGCAGUAGAGUGGAUGAAAUAGUAAAUCUAAUAGAAUCAAAAAAGUUGACAAAAAGUUUGGACAGAAUUGAUGAAGGAUUGAAUUCAAUGGUCGAUAUCGUUGUUACAACUGAAUCUAAUAAACCAGUGUUGCCUUAUGAACGAAGACAGAGAUCGUGUUCACGCACAAACAGUGAUGCGGGUAACGAAUCACCUUUGCUUCCUUUAAGAUAUAACAGCAAAGCGAACCACACUUAUAACUCUAAAUCAUCCAGCCGGAAAGAAAAAGAUGAUUUGAUUUCGAAAUCUGAGAGUAAACAGAAGUUUGGCCUGCCACUUUCGAAACUAAACACAGGCUGUUUUUCCGAUACCCACCCGUCUUCAAACUUCAGCAAUACGUUUAUUGUUAAACGAGGGCAUAGCAACGCAGGUUUUUAUUCAGGUCAACAUAUUCUCCGCGAUGCUCCUGCCAGUAUGACAAGCCUUGUUAUGAAUGGGACCCACAGCUUUGGAGAUUUGAAACGCACACUAUCGCCUGUUGGUUCAGUUAACAGCUAUGGUAUUCACAAAGUAACAGAUAUGCCUUCUGGUUUAUAUUGA